AUAUGUUUUGUAAUUAUUAUUAUUUCUGCCAUUGUUAACAUUAAACUGUAUACAUUAUUCCAUAAAUUAUAUAUCUACAAGCAAGUAUAUUUCUCUGAAGAUGACAGUUUCCGAAAAGGAGGUGUACGCAUAUGAAAACGGUCUUCUUGUCGAUAUCUAUGCUCAUACCUAUCUAUGAUGAAAAUUUCCGACAUCAGUUACUUCCGUGUAGUAAGACCAUAAUAAUCAAACGACACUGCAUACACCAAAUUGUAGAUUUGCACGAAGCAAUCAUCGGACCUCUUGCUGCUCUCCUCGUAAUCGACAGCCAACGAGAAGUAGAUAUCCAAACAAACUUGUUAUCAUUCUUAUAUGUAAUGGAAUUAAUAUGAUAAAUCAAUUUGCAAAUGAAAAGCAACCCAAUUCUCAAAAUAGGUGUAAAGGUGGAUUUAUAAACUUGACGUUCGCAGUUGCAGUUCAGUUGCCGUUCGUCGUUUAAUGUUAACCUAAAGUAACUAUAUGGCGCUAUUUAUAAACAUCGUUGCCGCUGCAGUUGCAGUUUCGGAUAACGUUCCUGCCGUUCAAGACAUGACCAUCUUUUAAGUUCGUCGUUCGCCGUUCAACAUCCAGCCAAUAAGAUGCUUCCAAAAAUUGACAUUCUCUAACCCGUUCUGACCUACUUUAUAACGGUGUACAAGAACUACACUACAGUGUAUUCAGUAUUGUCAUUUAUCAUGUAUAUAUAAAUAGAGAAGUUUGAUUGUUUAUUUAAUUAUUUAUUUAAUUAAUUCCAAUGGGAGACGCAGACCAAACCGACGUUACAGGUCUUCUAAUUGAAUUAAUUCAAAAUUAUGAAUUUUUGUAUGAUCUCUCCCACAAAGAGUACAAAAACGCAAAAAAAAAGGAAGAUGCAUGGAAGGAGAUUUCAGAAAUAACCAGAUGCAGUGUGGAAGAUUGUAUGAAGCUGUGGAAGAACGUACGAGACCGGUUUACCCGAGAGAAAAGAUUAAAACCAUCUGGCUCAGGAGGAGGCGACACCAAUUGGGUGUACUCUGAAAAGAUGUCGUUUUACAGUAAAUGUACCCGGCCCAGAAAAACGCAUACUGCAACAGUCGCAGUGGUCCAUGACGGAUCUCCCUCUUCAUCCCGAACAUCGUCCCGAUCGUCAGGGUGGUCCGGGAUCGAGACAAUUUUAUCACCGCAAUCGGAGGGCGACAUUGAGGAGAUUAUGGAACAAACCAUUACUCCGGAAAGAGGAGCAGAAGCUAGUGGGACCUCGAGCCAUGCAUCUGAAACUCGACAAAGCCAAAAAGGCAGUAAAUCGAAACGAAGCCUGGAAUUCGAUGAGGUGAUAAAUACAGCGAAACAAAUUGCUAGUACUCUUCAGGCGAAGGCAGCUGCACCACCACCUGAACAAAACCGGACCUUUACAGAGUAUGUUUUUACUCGUUUAAUGGAGAUGCCUCCCGAAGAGGCCAAAGAAAAACGAAAAAAAAUGUUAAAAAUUUUAGAGGAUUUAGAUUAAUUUAUUAUUGGUGUAAAUAGGUAGAAUAGUAUAAAACAUAGUUUAAGCUUAAGAUUAAGAAUUUAUAAUAUUAGAUGUAGUACAAAAAGUAAAAAAAAAAUUAAAUAACUAACAAUAAAUUACUUAAGUAACA
Messenger RNA from Photinus pyralis (common eastern firefly), 1637 nucleotides. Its product is annotated as transcription factor Adf-1-like. The record is from RefSeq and is a predicted model, not a curated record. Gene Ontology annotation, biological process: regulation of transcription by RNA polymerase II. NCBI's taxonomy places the organism in Eukaryota, Metazoa, Arthropoda, Insecta, Coleoptera, Lampyridae. Gene Ontology annotation, cellular component: nucleus; transcription regulator complex. The transcript is spliced from 5 exons. Bases 773 to 1504 code for a protein of 243 amino acids.